Molecule: messenger RNA, 860 nt
Organism: Xiphophorus maculatus (southern platyfish)
Lineage: Eukaryota; Metazoa; Chordata; Actinopteri; Cyprinodontiformes; Poeciliidae
Product: dispanin subfamily A member 2b-like
Exons: 3
Coding region: 326-694 (122 amino acids)
Cellular component (GO): plasma membrane
Source: RefSeq, a predicted model, not a curated record
GCGGCGCCAUGUAGAAUUUCAGUCAUUUAAAACUACAGUAUGCAACUUUUCUAAAAAAAAAAUAUAUAUAUAUAUAUAUGUUUUUACUUAUAUCUUUUGUGACAAUUUAACAUGAGACAAUCUGAAAAAAAUCAAGUUCCUUCUGCAAUCUGAAUACCUCUGUCAGAAACAACCAAUCAGAGCCAGUGUUGGCAAUCAUUCUCGUGGACAUGCUGCUCAUGCCCUCACCACUACAGAGCUCAGGGCGCGUGGCCACCAAAGAUGGCGGAUAAACGGUUUCUCUGCAGCGUUCUCCAGAACCUGCAGAGCUGCUGACGCUACAGGAAUGGCCACAGCUUCACCAGAUAAGGGUCACCAACCGGUGGUUGUUGCUUUGCCGCAGUACGUCGGUCCUGAAGUCCAGGCUCAGCCUCACAUGAUGGUCCAUCAGAGCGCUGUGAACAUCCCAGCUGUGCAGCCCAGCGACGACAUCAUCUGGUCUCUCGUUUGCUUCAUGUAUGGAAAUCCGUUCUGCCUGGGACUGGCGGCCCUCAUCUUCUCCGUAAAGGCCAGAGACAGGAAGGUGGUCGGAGAUCUGGAGGGAGCCAGACGUCACGGCUCCACCGCUCGCGUUCUCAACAUCGUGGCGACCGUCCUGACCUCUGUAGCCACCUUACUGACAGUCAUUGUUCUGCUUGCUUUGAGUUUUCGCUAACUAGCUUUUCUGUUUUUACUCUGGUAUCAAACUGAAACCAUGACAGUAAUAGUAGUAGUAAUAGUAGUAGUAAUUAGUAACUUUCAUUGUGUAACGUUUGCUUAUGCACAAUCUGCAAACUGUGUCCGAUCUGCGAUGAAUGGAAAGCUUGUUUCACUAUAUUAAU